AUGUUCAAGGAAGUCCUAGGUGCUAGACCCGAACAGGAUGUCCCAGAGAAUGCCGCUCAGACCCAGGUGACCCUCUAUCACCUCGACUUGAGCUACAACAACCUCGAUGCUGCCAGCUGCAAGGUCAUCGCAGAGGGCCUGCGUGACAACCACCACCUCUACGGUCUCCACAUCGUGGGCAACGCUGCCAUCAUUGACGCCGACGGCUUCCUCAGCCCGAAUGUCGACGGCGUCCCAUCUCAAGUCUCGAGGCCAUCGCCGCGCUGUGGGGCGCAGCCCCAGCGCUAUGGGGAGCUGCGCCAGGGCAACGAAGAUCGGCUGGGGGCUUCUUCAAGACCCACCACGGCAGAUGUGUCUGGGCAAGCGGAGGCAAGCAUGUGGUCGGAUGAAGAUGUGCUCCGAGAACGUGACGUUUUGGAGCAGCAAACGACAUGCUGGGCAUGCGAAGGCUGGGAGCGACAUGAGCUGGUGUGGCAGCCGGCAGCAGAUGAGCAGAAGCCACAGGCAGUGUGGGCGUUCACCUCCAUCGAUGGCUUCCGCGCCGGCUUGAGACUCAAGGAGGAGCAAAGGAGCGGAGAGCGGGAGGCUCUCCCGAGGUUCGUGGCUGCGCGCAUGAUCCCCAGAAGCUGCAGAGUCCUGGUGAUUUUCCAGGUGGACUGUGCUCUGAGAACGCCUGCUGGCUGCGAGAUCGAGGACCUCGAAACGCCUGCGGAGAUCGAGUUGCGGGCCUGCGAGGAGCUGCCGAUCCUGGCGCCUCCAUCUGAUCAGGAGGUGGUGCUCCAGGAGGCGCGACGAGUCUCCAAGUCCUUGGAGCAUCGUCUUGUGCUGAGGAUGCCCAAAGCGGCCGUCCUCCACUCCGCCCCGGAUCGGGGCGCUGGCGCCGCCCAGCGCAGCGUCCUGCUGGAUGGCCCGGAUGGGGUGGGGCCGGUUCAGAUGCCGCGCAUCACAGAAUCCGAGUUCCGCAUGAGAACCAAGCCCCCGCGCGGCCCAGCUUUCUACGCGACUUUCCGCCACGAGAGCGAGAAAGUCGUGCAGGCGUGCUUCUUGCUCGACUGGUCCCGGGCCAAAGUUGCCCGAUUGGUGAGCAAAGAUGCGGAACGGCAGGAGUCUGAGCGGUUGAUUGCCACCAACUACCGGCAGCUGGUGGCUUUGUACCGGGACCUCUCCUGCAUCGGGACGACGGGGGAGACGGGCUUUGGAGUCACGCAGCUCGAGGCCUCAACGCUCCUCACCCAAGCCGGUCUGGUCGACGACACCACAAGGGUGUCGGACAUUGAUCGGUGCUUCAUUGCGUCCAAGGUGUUACCUGUGGAUCUGCGGAAGGCUGGCGUCCGGCUGGCCAAUGACAAGGUCUUAAACCGGCACCAGUUCCUCGAGCUGCUUCUACGCGUGGCGGACCAGCGCUACGUGCAGACAGGGAGCUUCCAUGCCCCUGAAGUGGAGAUGCAGGGAAAAACCGUGCUGAUCACAGGUCCGUCGCGUGGUGGCAUAGGCUUUGAAACUGCCCUGGCACUGGCUCGGCAGGGCGCCACCCUGCUUCUCGCAGCUCGGAACGUGGAGAAAGCCACCGCUGAUGCUGAAGCGAUUGCUUCCCAGAUAGGUUCAGGUCAGAAACCUGAAGUUUUCAAGUGCGACGUCUCAAGCACUGAGAGUACACGAGAGUGCGCGGAGCAGAUCCUAAAGGCCUAUCCAGUCAUCGACGUGCUCAUCAACAAUGCUGGAGCGGUCUUCGAUGAAGAGAAGAAGGUGGAAAGCGGCGUGGAGAUCAGUUUUGCCACGUGUGUGCUGGGCCAUCACCUCUUGAAUCACAUGCUGAAGCCUCGUCGACUCGUGUGGGUAACCGGCGAUAUCUACGCCAUCUCAGAUGGCUCUGCAGACCCCUACUUCAAAGGUAAGGGCAUCCCGGCAUACGCCAACGCGUGCCUGGCGCGAUUGAUGUUGGCCAGGGAGAUCAGGCGCCGCGGCCUUUGCGAUGAGAUUGUCGCAGUGCAUCCCGGCGUCAUCCGCUCCCAGUUCAUUAAACCGAAAGGUUGCCUUCAAGCCGCCAUGGUGUCAAGCUACGACUGGGGCCGCAUCAGCGUCGUGGCGGGUGCACAAAGUAGCAUCUUUGCCGCAAGCUGCCCUGCGAGUGACUUGCACCAAGAGACCGUCUACUUUCACAACAAGUACGGCUGGUAUGUGCUGAGUCCCACGGACCUCGCCAGGAACGAAGGCCGCUGCCAAGCCCUCUUUGACGAGUGCGCGAGUGGCAACUGCAAGGCAAAGGAAACUGCGAAUCCUGGGCACAGCAAAUACCCGGUCGCCGAGGCCAAGAUGGCGGAGCAGGAUGGCUUCCUUGCGGCUCUUCACACAGAGGAGGUAGAUGACGUGAUGAAGAAGUACCACGCCGUGCUCCAGGAGGUUUACCGCCGAUUCAGCGGUCGUGUCUCGCUUCCUGGUGUUGCAAAGUUCAUGUCCUUCGGCGAGUUCCAGGAACUCCUGGAGUCCUCGCACUCACUGACAGCGGAGUUUACGCAGAGGCGAAUCGGCCUGGCCUUCCGCAUGGCCAUGAUGACCCAGGCGGACGAAAUGUUUAAGACCCGCUUCCAGGAGAUGAGCUUCGUGGAGUUUCAGCAUGCCGUUGGUGCGGUCGUUUUCCUCCGCGGCGGCCAAGCACACAACCUGGCGGCCUUGGUGGAGGCCUUCAUCCGUGAGAAGUUGCUUCCCAUUGCUCGCGGCCGUUGA
This is a messenger RNA of Symbiodinium natans, 2724 nucleotides long. The record is from the annotation of a GenBank genome assembly. NCBI's taxonomy places the organism in Eukaryota, Dinophyceae, Suessiales, Symbiodiniaceae.